This is a messenger RNA of Danio rerio (zebrafish), 5278 nucleotides long. NCBI's taxonomy places the organism in Eukaryota, Metazoa, Chordata, Actinopteri, Cypriniformes, Danionidae. The record is from RefSeq and is a predicted model, not a curated record.
AAUCUUUCUACGUUUAGAUGUCUAUUAGAUGUCUAUUGAACAUAACAUUGUUUGCUGAGGUACUACAUUAUUUCCUUUAGCCCACAACCUUGGCAAGUCGUUCUUGGUAUGUGUGUUUACAACUGUCUGACUCUGUCAUAUAGAUAAGAGAUUUCUCACCCAUAUUAAAUUGUCUUUUUUUUUAGGUUGAAAAAUCCAGUAUUAACUCAGGUACCAUUUUGAUCUACUCAUCCUUCCUCUUUAUUAUAUAACAGCACAUCAGCGCAUUGCAUUAUUAUACAAUAAGAAGACAGCACUCCACUGUGAGUGCUCAAUUUGAUGCUUCAAAGAUAAUUUGCUAAGACUGAGAAUUAAAGGUGAUUAUAUUGAAAAUAAUGUUCAGUUUCUUGUACCAGACAUCAUUACACUUAAUAUGAACCCAAUUUUGACUCUCAAAGGGAUGGUAAGAAAAUGCAUUAGAGACUCUUCUCUAGGACUCACCCAUGUAAAAAACAAUUUCACCAAAAAAUCAAUAAAAAUACAUUGAGUUAUUAAUAUAUUAUAUUUAAGAAUUAUAAUUAAGAAAGUAUAUACAUCUUAGAUAUAUGCCUUUAUUGGAAAAAAAAAUCGAAUUAUUUUGCAGCUCAUAGCUUCUCCACAGCCAACUGAGUGAUAACAAUAAUUAGUGCUCAAACUAAAUAAACCCUCCAACGCCAAUCAUAUCUCAAAUAUUGACAGCCCCCUGGAGAAAAGCUGCAGCUAUGAUUGAUCAUUAUAAAUAACUGUAUGCUUGAGAUAACAAGCAUUUUGUUUAUUAUGAGCAGGUGCUUAAAACACAACCCUCAUAUGUUCAGUUGAUUACUAUUGCAUGGCAUUGUGUCACAACACAGAAAUAGACUGUGCGUUGAGGGGGGUGGGGGUGUUGGAAACCUGAGAUUCUGUGACAGAUGCAGGUGAGAAUCACUCAAGCCAUCUGUGAAUAAGAAUGACAAGGACCACAAGCAAGGCUGCUGUUAGACAAAACUGUUCAUUUCAGAUCCAAACAAGUCGAGAAAGAGAGUGCAGAGGGGACCUCGAAAUGAAAUAUGAUUUAUUAAUUAAGCUUUAGCAACAAGUGAUUGAUCAAAAAUGACUAAUACCAGCGAUCAGAUGGAUUUGGCUUUUCUGCUUAAAGCAGGGUAUAGUAGCUCCAAUCUUGCUGAAAGCAAGACGCUUUUGGAGACUGUAAAAGCAUUUGUCCAUUUUGGAGCUUUCAUAGUCACCGGUCUCUUCACUUGCCUCAUCACUGCAACAGUGCAGCACAGCCAAGAUCUGAGGCAGAACCCGCGGUACGUCCUGUUGUGCCAACACUGCAUCUGCGUGGCUGGCUUUAACAUCAUGGGUGCAGUUGUGCAUGGUCUCCGCAGCCUACGUUGGCCAGUCUCUCGAAUAAUCUGCUGGAUUCUUUUCGACCUGCAGGUGGUGAUGGCACGAGGUUUGAUGAUCACCCUCACAUUAAUGUCCAUCAGCACCUGUCUGUCUAUUUGCAUGCCACUCCGUUACCCCAUUCUGGUCCAGCGUUUCCACCGUUGGGUCAUGCUGGUGGCCUGUGUUCUCGCCUUGCUUAACCCCGUAUUGUUCACCAUUCUAGCCUGUUUGCGCUUUCCAUGGGACUACGUGGUUGGUUUAGACACAAAGUGCUCUACAGCUUUGGAAGGCACUGCUUGCAUUGCCAGUGCUGUUGCAAUGCUGUUGCUGAUGGUGCUUCUCAUAAUCAUAAGCUAUGUUGCUAUUUACCUGGAAGGCAGACGUGCUGGUCAUUUCACACGGUCCAACAGUAAGGGUCGCUGCACCAUUCUCAUCCACAGCCUGCAGAUGAGCCUGCACAUCUUGCCCUCCCUCAUCAUCAUUUCCCGGCGCGUGGAGUCGCUCCCUGUGGCGAUUUCGAUUUUCAUCCUCUUCAGUUUUGUGCAGUCUCUGAGCCCUGUGGUGUUCGGCUUGCGCUGCAAAGAGCUCUACAAGGAGAUGCCACGUUUCUUUCCAUGCCAGUGGGAAGCCUUUAAUUGCCGUGGUCACAAUGGAAGCAUAGACACUACCAGCACUGGGACUAUAACCAGUGCAGAAACUGGAGCCAGUACAGAGACUUGCAUCUCCUCCUGUAUGGUCAGCAACACCACGUGUAGCAUUAUCACAGAGCGAGAGGAUGACAAUGAGCUACAGACAAGUGGAACAUGGUGAAACCUUUACCUAAAAACACAAUAGGGAGAUCAAAGAACAGACAAAAGGAGAAAAAGAGAUCAGAGAAUAAACAGCUUCAACAGAUUUUUAUUUGUUGGGACUUAAACUCAAUGUUAGGCACCCCUGCAUUAGAUGCUAUACUCAACAGCACCCUUUAUAAGGUAUGCUUCUUAAACCGAUUGUUAAUGCGUUUUUUUUUAUUAGAACAUCACAUGCACAAGCAGCAACUCAAUGUAUUUAGGCAUGCAGAUGUGGUCAAUGUGACCUUCUUAAGUUCUAAGCGAGCAUCAAAGGAAAGGUAAUUUCAGGGCUUGUUUUCGCCUGGUCAGUUCAAGCCUUUUAUCUGAUUGAAAAGCUGAGAAAUUCGAUCUAUCCAAUUUGUGAAAACCAAUUUUGGGAAAAUCUUUCCAUUUUGUGAUAACGGUUCACAUUUGGCCAUAUAAAUGCAUCUCAGGCUGAGGUGUUGUAAAUCGGUUCUUAUAACGGAUAACAUCAACAGAAGCAUCACAUACAUUGGAACAUAUUUAAUUGUAUUUAAUUUAACAGAAACGUAAGCUAUGUUUGGCUGCAGUACGCUCACACCAAGGUGCAGUGAAGGACUGGCCAUCCAGAGCUAGAGAUAUAUACACAUAUAUACAGUACAUAUAUCUAAGAUCUGUAAUUUUGCCGGUGGUCAGUAUGCAAAUAUGUUAUUAAAUUACCAAUUGGAACAUGUUAAUAUAUUAGUGACCACAUGGCCAUUGCCGAUAAAGUGCAUGUUUUUGUGUGCAUGGAAACGUAUUAUCCUCCCUCCCUGUUUAAUUUGAUCUAAUCCAUGUCCUGGACACACACCUCCUGUCCUGCUUUCACUUCUCAUUCUGGGAGCAAUUCAUUUGUGAAUGAAUAUUCAUUAUUAACGACUUGUGUGAACCAUCGAUAGCUCUAUGUCUCAAUGUGCUUAAAUGGUAUGUAUCAUUUGUAAUAUUCAAUAAUUUAGGAUGAAAAGUAUGCACAUUGACUUGCAGGCACUGGUAUGUUAUUAGGCAACCUUAUACGUUACUUCAACAUUUGUGAACUUAUCCGACAUUUAUGCAAGUUGCUGGCACCAGUGUCUUGUCAUAUUUCAUUUACAUUGUUUGCUAAUUUUAUUCAACAAUCUAUAGCAUAAGCAUUUAGAAUUUAGUGCAAGUUGGUGCUAAUUUGCCUUAUGGUGAAUGCAGUAAGUAACUUUAUUAUCAUCACUGACGUUAGUUGUUGAGCAGAGAAGUCUGUAACAUACAAAAACCUAAAAAAUGAAAUCUUACCUAUAAAUUUAUGCCUUUAUGCAGUGUUUUCCUCGUUUACAUGUUACAACACCCAUACACAGCGCUUAAGUCCAGCAUCUUCACAUUGGCUUUAGUCUUGACUAGUGUGGUUGAAUGACGUUUGUCCUGGGAGCACUGUACAAAUAUGGCGGCGCUAUUGACGGAUGCUCAGGGUCAGUAUGCAAUAUUUAGUGUAUAUAUCUGAGCUCACAAAAAGAGGGCUAGCUCCACGAUUACUGUCUUUACAGGCUACAUUAAAUUUAUGUCAUAAACAUACCUGUCAUCUGGGCAUUGUGUGUUACAUGUUGACACCAUAUAUCUGACUAUGUGUAAUACAAUACAUGCUUUAACAGCCACAUGCAUUUAGACCUGUCCAGUUGUAUCUGGAAUGCAUCCCAGACCACCUUCUGAUAUGAUCUGACCCCAAGCCCUUUAAAGACAGGCCUAAAAUGAUUAGCCUAGAAAGCAUAACAGCUAACGCUAACUAUGCCUUUAUGGCAGUAUACCCACAAAAGAGACCAUGUGAUUAAUUGAGCUGCUGAUUGAUUGGUGCGUUUCACAUUACCAAAUUAUACUAGAGUUACAGGUUUUCCAAUGGUAAUAAAAACAUUUUCACCUCCACCAUAGUAAGAAAAUCUCUAGUUUGACCAAAGAGAUAUCUUCCUCAAAUGCGUUCCGGCGGGCAUACACACAUGCCAUUUUCACAACCGAAUAGUGAUCCGAUAAAAAAAGAAGAAAUGACCAGGUGUAAACAAAUUUUAGAUCCAGCAUGCCUGAAUUCACCCAUCCGCUCAUUAGUCAACCUCAUAACAGAAAUAAAGAAAAUGUUCAGUGCAGGGGGCCUUCAGGACAGCAUUGAAGACCACUGAUUUAAAGGAUUUUGAAUGUGGCAUGGUUGUGGAUGCCAAACAGGCUGGUCUAUAAUUUUCUGUAACUGCUGAUAUGUGUAAGUGGCAGUGCUGUUGUUUUAGGAUAGAGGCGAAUACUCAUAUAACUAUAUGAGCUUAGGUCUUCAGAAGAAUCUCCAAAUACUUAUCAAAACAUCAUGGAACCCAUUUGUACUUGUAAUCAGAUUGACAAAUACACAUCUUAGAUGUUUGUGAACCAGAAGUUGCUGAGACUGUUAUUCAAGUAUGUUGUUGCACUUCAAACUGAAAUGGAGUAUCAAGUAGGGGGCGGAGCUUUGUUUGCGCAUCAUAUCAUCACUUCAAACUAACGGCAAAGAGCUUACAAUCACCAGAAGGUGACGCUCAAUAGAGCGUUCCAUUACAACAGCAGCGCCCAGCAACAGCCCUGCGAUUCCUCCAUUUUGGAGUAAAAGCAAUUGGCAGUCCAUUGGAUCUUAUUGCUGUCGUGAUGGCAAGCAGCUUGUUUGUUUUUUAUUUAUUUAUUUUAAAAGUACAUUAAAGCUAAGAUACAGUCAGAAAGACGACAAUACAACACUUACUAUCACAAUCAUCAGCACUUUUAAUAGUUUACUAAACAAAGUCACUAAACAAACCCUCAGGUUGACAUCAACAGAAGUACAGCCACUCUGAAGGUGAAAGCAGAUGGUCAGAUAUUCACUGAAGAUUUAUCCUAGAGGUAAAUCUAGAACGUUGUAUAACUUAUAGCUCACACUGUAUGGAAAGAGGUGCAAAAUAGUUUUUUUUUUUUUUUUCCUGUAGCCUAACCUGAGUUUCUGUAGCAUUUCUGUACUUCUGUAGAAAUAUUAAAUGAUCACAUUUGCAUGCAGUUGUGUUUGAUUUUGAUGCUGUUGUACUGUACAAAAUGUAAAUGUAAAAUAGUAUUUUUCCGUA